Aureococcus anophagefferens is the source of this 882-nucleotide messenger RNA. RefSeq lists its product as hypothetical. Bases 1 to 882 code for a protein of 293 amino acids. The record is from RefSeq and is a predicted model, not a curated record. Lineage: Eukaryota; Pelagophyceae; Pelagomonadales; Pelagomonadaceae. Gene Ontology annotation, biological process: mitochondrial citrate transmembrane transport. The transcript has a single exon.
AUGGCCGCGCCCAAAAAGAAGACGACGUCGAUCUCCCUCGCCGCCGGCUGCGUCGCCGGCGCCGUCGAGUGCUGCUGCACGUGGCCCAUGGAGUACAUCAAGACGCAGCUCCAGUCCUUCCGGACCGUCAAGGGCGGCCCGGCGCCGCCCUUCACGGGCAUCGGCUCCGGCCUCGCCUACACCGUGCGCACGACGGGCGCGCUCAGCCUCUACAACGGCCUCGCGCCCGUGCUCGCGUUCAGCGCGCCCAAGGCGGGCGUCCGCUUCGGCGCGAACACGCACUUCCGCAACGCGCUCGCGGACCCGGACACCGGCAAGGUGUCCAUGGGCGCGUCGUUCCUCGCGGGCCUCGGCGCGGGCGUCUGCGAGGCGACGCUCGCCGUGACGCCCCAGGAGACGCUGAAGACGAAGCUCAUCAACCUGAACAUGGGCCUCGCCGACGGCGUGCCGCACCUCCUGCGGACCGAGGGCCCCGCGGGGCUCUACGCGGGCUGGUUCUCGACGUGCCUGAAGCAGGGCGGCAACCAGGGGUCGCGCUUCUUCUACAUGGCCCAGUGGCGCCUCUUCAUGGCCGGCGACGCCGAGGCGAAAUUGCCGCGCCACGUCACCUUCGCCGGCGGGCUCGGCGCCGGCCUCUUCUCCGUGGUCUGCACGUCGCCCUUCGACGUCGUCAAGACGCGGAUGCAGUCCACGGGCGCGAAGGCCUACGCCUCGACGGCGGACUGCUUCCGGCAGAUCGCGGCGAACGAGGGGCCCCGGGCCUUCUUCAGCGGCGCGGCCGCGCGGGCCGCACGCGUCGUCCCGGGCCAGGGCAUCAUCUUCCUCGCCGUCGACGUCAUCUACGACGCCAUCGCCGCCGCCGUCGAGCCGCGGGCGAGGUGA